AAAAUGUUGUCAUAAUAUAUCAGGUGUUUGUUGCAGUAAUAAGUAAAUCGUGAGUUUGUUUCGUUUUGCAAACGAAAGAAAUGGCGUCACAGCAAGAAAAAAGGUCUGAACUCGAUCGAAGGGCUAAGGAAGGAGAAACUGUAGUUCCUGGUGGCACUGGUGGCAAAAGUCUUGAAGCUCAGGAACACCUUGCUGAGGGGAGGAGCCGAGGAGGGCAGACGAGAAAGGACCAACUGGGAAGUGAAGGCUACCAGGAAAUGGGACGCAAGGGAGGUCUAAGCACGGGGGAUGAGUCCGGUGGUGAGCGUGCGCAGCGAGAAGGGAUCGAGAUAGACGAGUCAAAGUAUAAGACCAAGGGUUAAGCUAGUUGAUAGUUUUUCUUUUGCAGCCAAAGUUCCUUGGGUUAAUAAAAGGGUCGUCUAGCUAGCUUUUCUUUCUUAUGAGUUAUGUGUCCUUGGUGCUGCUUAGGAUAUAUGCUAAGUCUUUCCAGUCCUCUUUAGUCGUCUAGGUUACUACUAACACAAUGGGGACCAUGUAGUUUAGACAGGCCAUCCGUUUCUCUCUUUUGUGUGUAUUUCGUCUUUCAACUUGAAUGGCCUAGCAGUCCAUUUAGUUCAA
Solanum dulcamara is the source of this 618-nucleotide messenger RNA. RefSeq names its product em protein H5. The transcript has 2 exons. NCBI's taxonomy places the organism in Eukaryota, Viridiplantae, Streptophyta, Magnoliopsida, Solanales, Solanaceae. Gene Ontology annotation, biological process: response to abscisic acid. Gene Ontology annotation, cellular component: cytosol. The coding region runs from base 81 to 362 and encodes 93 amino acids. The record is from RefSeq and is a predicted model, not a curated record.